AAUUAUGUUGCACUUGACGCUGCUCAGGACUCCUCGCACUGGCAGCGGAUUGCCCGCAGUUUCUACACACGCGUCUGUCACCGCCUUCUGUAACAGUGUUUAUAACAGUGUUCCCUCGGGCAGGUCGGCCUCCUGCAGCCUCGAGAUUGUCUGAGAUGGACCAUGGACAUAUGAACAUACACUAACCUUCAACCAGGCCUGAUCGUCAGACUACCAGGCGUCCAUCGCAGGAAAUGGAUCCAAAAUCUGACAACAAGUGGGAGAAGACUACCUGGUUUACCUAACACUCUUCCUCUUUAGAUGGCGUUGAGCCCUGUAUCGUCCCAUGGCGUCUUUCCACUGGAAUGAGAUGGCUAACUGUGAACUCUGAACUCUUCAUUGUCUUGCAAAGACACAAGAAUUGAAGACUUUUUUUUUUUUUUUUUUGGAGAAUUGGACAUCUUUAUGGAGUACACUUUCACUAUGUUGAAGGAGUGUUGAAAGCAGAAGAAGAAGAAGAACAAAAACGCAUAUUCCGUGACUGACUGCUGUUAGUAGCGUGUGUCUGUGGUCAAGGCCGUAGAAAUGGGGAAAGAACAGGAUCUGCUGGUGGCCGUGAAGAAUGGAGACCUUCUCUUGGCACACAAACUCCUCUCCAAAGUCAAGUGCAACAAGACAAAGUUGCUGGGCUCCACCAAGAGACUGAAUAUCAACUACCAAGACUCAGAUGGGUUUUCAGCGCUGCACCACGCGGCUCUGACAGGCACCACGGAGCUGCUGUCUCUGCUGCUGGAGGCCCAGGCCACAGUGGAUAUCAAGGACAUCAACGGUAUGCGUCCUCUCCACUACGCAGCAUGGCAAGGUAAAGCCGACUCUGUCUUAUUGCUCCUGAGAGCCGGCGCUUCAGUCAACUCACCCUCCCAUGACGGACAGAUACCAUUGCACCUCUCUGCUCAGUACGGACACUAUGAUGUGUCUGAGAUGUUGCUGCAGCACCAGUCCAACCCCUGCCUGAUGAAUAAAGCGAAGAAGACGCCUCUAGAUCUGGCCUGCGAGUUUGGCAGACUAAAGGUGGCCCAGUUGCUGCUGAGCAGUAACAUGGUGGCAGCCCUGUUAGAGGGCGAGGGAGGGCGCGACGGCUCAGAGUCAGCCUCCACCACCCCCCUCCACCUGGCCGCCAGGAACGGACACAAAGACAUCAUCAGCUUGCUGCUCAAAGCUGGUAUUGACAUCAACCGAGCCACCAAAGCCGGGACCUCCCUGCACGAGGCUGCCCUCUACGGCAAGACUGAAGUAGUGCGGCUGCUACUUGAUGCGGGCAUCAAUGUGAAUAUACGCAACACAUACAAUCAGACAGCUCUGGACAUCGUCAACCAGUUCACCACCUCCACAGCCAGCAAGGAAAUCAAACAACUGCUGAGAGAAGCUUCAAGUUCUCUCCAGGUCAGAGCGGUGAAAGACUACUGGAACCUCCACGACCCCACCGCCCUCAACCUCCGGGCUGGAGAUCUCGUUAUGGUCCUGGAGCAGCACUCGGACGGCCGGUGGAAAGGUCACAUCCAUGACACCCAGCGGGGGACGGACCGGGUUGGCUUCUUCCCUCCGUCAGUGGUGGAGGUCCUCAGCAGGAGAGCGGGGGGCACGCUUGUCCGCCAAGCCUCGUUACCUUGCCAACGACAACACCUUCUGUCCAGAGCUCCUCCCUCAAGCCUCGGCCCCGCCCCUCAGACUGAUGACUCUUACACCCUUGGCUAUGAACAUGCAGGUGCUCCACCUGGCAGUCAGCUGUCAGCCCCAGCUAGUCCUGCUAGCCCUACUCAGGACAUUUGGGUCCUCAGGAGCUCUCCCACUGGUGAUAGAAACAGUGUUGGAAGUGCCGGCAGUGUGGGCAGCAGUCGUAGUGCCGGCAGCGGCCAGAGCUCGGAGAGUGGCCAAAAACAGAACGGGAUUCAGUCACGCCACAACACUGACACGGGGAAGUUGCUUCCCUCUGCUGGUGAAUCCGCAGACCAUCUCCACACUGCAGGAACAGACAGCAAACAGGCAGACGGGUCCACAGGUGGUCCCCGCCGGCAGGUCAACGGCGCUCCCCAGAAAGGCUUCGUCAGGCCAGAGCAGCUUCUGGAAGGCAAGGACUCUGAGGCCAUUUACCAGUGGUUGUGUGAGUUCCAGCUGGAGCAGUACACAUCCAACUUCAUCAAUGCAGGAUAUGAUGUACCCACCAUCAGCAGGAUGACCCCUGAGGACCUGACAGCCAUCGGAGUGACCAAACCAGGCCACCGUAAGAAGAUCUCAAUAGAGAUUGGCAACCUGAGCAUCCCUGAGUGGCUGCCUGAUUACAUUCCUUCGGACCUGGGGGAGUGGUUGAGUGUGAUUGGACUGCCUCAGUACCAGAAGAGACUGUGUGAGAACGGCUACGACUCGAUCACUAUCGUCAAAGACAUCACCUGGGAGGACCUGCAAGAGAUAGGCAUCACCAAACUGGGUCAUCAGAAAAAACUGAUGCUAGCAGUGAAGAGGCUCAGUGACCUCCAGCGCUCUCGUAACUAUGUCGACAGGACUGGAUGCAGGACUCUGAGACGGAAACCUCCUGCCGCCUUAGAGCUGGUGGCGAUCGAACACACACCAACACACACCAUACACACUCACCCCCACUCCGAUGUUCCCUCUGAGGACUGCUGCCCCUCCCCUCGCACCCCCAAGACGCUCCUCUCCUUCCAGGACAGUGAGUUGAGUGCUGAGCUGCAGACUGCCAUGAUGGGCAGAGCAGGACACGGAGUCGGGGAAGUGUUCACCGUUCAGGGUGCAGCCUCUGCGGCAGCGAUGUCUUCCAUGUCAGUCAGUCAGGAGAGCAUUGGUGUGCGGUCCCGGGGCUCUGGGAAUUCUGGAAAUUCUCAUCCAGGAUAUCCUCAGGAUCAGCAGGCCAUGCUGGCAUCAGCCAGAACACCAAGUCAAUCGCAGGAGAGCUUGGGAAAUGGAGAAGUAGGCGUAGAGGCCAAGCAUGGAGGAGGCAGUCCCGGAGGGAGACAUAGACAGAGACCCACAGAGAUGUGGGAGCACCAGGCUCGAUCCACCACUCCCAGCAAAUUCCCUUUCACCCCCCUCACCCCUCCUCUUACCCCGAGCAAGAUGCCCCGCUUCGCCUACCCGGCCGUCCCACCCAAGUCUAAGCCCUGCCAGUCCCCUAGUCGACUUUAUCAGCCCCACCACCCCUUCUCCUCCCCUUCCUCUCCAUCCCCACAGGCUUCCCCCACACAUAAGGCCUUCAGUUACAUCCACACCCAGGGAGGAGGCGGGGAAUGUGGUCCGCGGGUGCUGUCCAAGCCCCUGGCUGGUGCCGUUCCUCUCCCAGGCCCCCGACCCGGACACGGCCUCGCCGAUGAUGCCCAGAGGUUUGCACACAAGAAGCGCGCCCAGAGUCUGACACGUUACGCUCUCUCCGAUGGAGAGCCAGACGAAGAUGAUGACCCUGCCACCCCUAGCACCUCUGCUUCCUCUGUAGUCAUGCCCUCCUACGCAACCCUGGCACGUCGGCCAGGACGUGGACAUGCCAGCGCCAACGGGUCCCAGCGCCAUAUCAACCGUAGCCACUCAUUUGCUGUGCGUUCCCGACGCAAAGGCCCACCGCCACCACCACCUAAGAGAAUGAGUUCAGUGGCUAGCCAACCAGGAGGUGAGAAAGUGCUUGAGCCAGUGGUCAAGGCAGGGGUGGAGACAGAGAGUGUAGGCAGCGUGAGGAGCAUUGCAGCAAGGCUAGAGGGAGGUGCCAGUAGUCCGUCCAAGAGGAUAGACGUACCACCAACCUUUAUACCAAGUUCACCUAUUCACACCACUGCUUCUGCCCUCAGUCCACAUUCACACAUCAUCCCAGUAUCUUCUAAACCUGUCCCGGCUCUAGGACUGGGAGGCCUGAAGAGGGUGGGAAAUGAGCGAACAGAUGGAGGGAUUGACAAAGUCCAAAGAGGUGGAGGCAUCGAGGGCACAGAUGAGGAGAGAGGGAGAGGAAGGAAAACUAGUCAGGUAUCACAAAGCACUACUGCAUCUCCAAAGAACCGCUCUGGUAACAAUCUGCCUUUUGCUGAAGAAGGCAACCUCACCAUCAAGCAGCGGCCCAGAAUAGCAGCUGUCAGCCGGGCAGAUGCUGAAAUCAAGGCCCAGGCCUCUCCAGAAGCCAUACCCCAGACCCCGAAUACACUGGACCUUCCAGAGUUCAAUCUGAAAGAGUCCGACACAGUCAAAAGACGGCACAAACCCAAAGACAAAGACGCGCAAACACCUGAGGAGGUCACUACCCCGACCAGUGGAGACGACGCAUACUUCCACGCAGCGGGACGGACCAACGGUUUCCAUACGCAUACUGACAUCGAUGUGGUUAACGAUGAGGAGUCUCAGAGGCCAGGCAAUGGUUUCCAGAGAGCAGGCUCCAUGGGAAAAGGCCCUAAACCUCCUGUGUCUUCCAAACCUUCCAGUCCUCUCAAAUCGCCCAUCACCAGCAAGCCAGCAAGCCCCCAUAAAACCAUGUCUCCAGUGUUGAAACAGCCUAAUGCCCAGGCACACACAGCCAUUCCUAAACUAACCAGUGUGCAGAUUCACACGGUCUCACCAAAACUGGGCAGCAGCAUGCCGACUCAAAUGUGUAGUCCCAAACCAGUGAAGCACCCACAGACGGCAAUGUCCAGCCAGCCAGCCAGUCCACAGAAAGCUGCAUCAAGACUCCCCCAGCUCCACACAGCCUCAACAUCCACAGCAGCUCGUUCCCCAGGACUGAAUUUUAACGUGGUCCAAAGUGUUGCUUUUGCCGCUCCGUCCUCCUCCCCGGUGCCAGCCUCUCCCUACCCCACCUCAGCACUACCCGUCCAGGCGGGGAAAGCGGGGAAGUCGCAGCCUGGUGCGGCCACGCCGGAGGUGCUUGUUCAGAAGAGGCUGGAGGAAACCAGCACAUCGCUGGAGGCAGCCCUGAAGGUGGUGGAGAACAAACUGGCACAGGACAACAGUAUUGAUGGUGGCAGGAGCACAGUGAAGGCAGCAGGAAAUAUACUGGAUGACAUCGGCAACAUGUUUGAUGACCUGGCUGACCAGCUGGACGCCAUGUUGGAAUAAGUUCCCGAGUUCAGGCCGCACACGGACACAAAAUGUGUUUCUAAAGGGAGCAGAAAGGAAAAAAAAAAAAAAAAAAAAGAUGUUUUGAAAGCCAGCAGAGAUAAAACAGGAACUUUGAUGUUGGUGAACACAGACAGAUGCUGGUGUUUCCAAGCUCAGGGAGGACUAGGGAGCCUCUCACCACCAGCUUCAAGACACUGGAGGGGAAAAAAAAAAAAAAAAAAACGAGGAGCACGGCUGAGGAUUUCCUGCACAUCGCGAGAUAUUGCCCGAUAUUUCAACACGAGCACUUCGCCUUAGGACACACACCUGGGAAUGUUAUUGGAGCGACAACAAACAGGAGGACAGAUGAGCUGUGCCUGUGCAAGAUUAGCUUCCAGAUGUCUGUGUGUGCACGCGUGUGUGUGUGUGUGUGUGUGUAUGUGUAUGAAUGUGUAUGUGAAGUCUAUUACCACUAAAAGGGAAUAAGGGUCCAUUUUAUUUUCUAUGUUAAAUGUAAAUGUAUAGACAAGACAUAAGUGUAUGGUGGCACUGUGUAUGUGUUCAGGUGCAGUCAAAGAUCUAUUGUAAAUUAAGUUACGGCUAUAUUUAUACUACUUCUAUAAUAUGUCUGUUUUUUAACAAAUGUUCAUAUUGACAGAUCAUUAUCUUGUAUAUUAUUAUUGCUCUGCUAUAUAUAUUUUGCUGCUUAUUGUCUAUAACAUGGGGGGAAAUAGUCUAAAAUAUGUAGUUUACUGUAUUACAAGCGGCAUAUUCCACAUGUAAGUGUUUUUAAACAUUUUUACCAAAGUUCAGCUUAAAAGGAGGCACAUUCAUUUUUCGGUUAACACAAAACAGGGGAGAAAUACAUUCUUUAAAGCACUACUGUCAAAAGCACAUGUUUUUUCAGGUCUAGUAAGGUUGUUAUUUAGAGAGCACGGAGCUUGGUCCACCUCCCUCUAACAGUGUGGAAGGUUUUACUGCUCGCCUCAGGGUGCUAUGAAGUGAACUUACUGUAAGCGUGCAAUUAGGUGACCUUCCCCUUCCCUGAGAAUGGGGAAUGUUAUUAAAUGUUUCAGCGGUGGCCUGUUUCAAAGCGUUUCACAAAUUGUGCAAGAAUAUGCCCAUUAUCCCAUGUGACUGAGCACAUGAAGCUGAAUUGAAAAGACUCUUACUCUCUAUAGAAAUGUUUUCAACAGUUUCCACAGUCCAAAGCAAGAGACUUUGACCGACUGAUCUGUUACAAAGACUUUUAAAAGAUUGAUUUUGUAACAUUAUUCAUCGACUCGUAUUUGUUUCCUGUCUUCAUUUCUGUGUGAAUCUUAUGUUUCAUACAUGCCCAUUUGCUUCAUUUUUUUUUCCUCCCGCAGGUUUUACUAAUCCUCUUCCAUAAAGAUCGGUAAAAAAGGCCACAUUGCAGCACAAUAACCAUCUUGAAUCUGAUAUCCCAUAUUUAUCUUUAUAACUUAUGAAAUAUGAGGCAUUUCUGGCGUCAAAACUUGACAUUUUAGCACUACUGAUUCCUCUGUUGUGUUUUGAUGCAUGCCGAUUACUGUCAUUAAUCACAUUUCCAUUCAGUUCUGCAUUGUCCUUGAAAUUAUUAAAGGGAAAAUUUAUACC
Myripristis murdjan (pinecone soldierfish) is the source of this 6678-nucleotide messenger RNA. RefSeq names its product CASK interacting protein 2 (gene caskin2a). The coding region runs from base 565 to 5079 and encodes 1504 amino acids. NCBI's taxonomy places the organism in Eukaryota, Metazoa, Chordata, Actinopteri, Holocentriformes, Holocentridae. The transcript has 22 exons. Gene Ontology annotation, molecular function: protein binding. The record is from RefSeq and is a predicted model, not a curated record.